Molecule: messenger RNA, 178 nt
Organism: Amoebophrya sp. A120
Lineage: Eukaryota; Dinophyceae; Syndiniales; Amoebophryaceae
Source: the annotation of a GenBank genome assembly
CCAAAAAGCAGCAGUCCGAAAAAAACAGCGAAUCCGCAUGGUAUGGGCCUCAUUUAGGCCCGCACUCGGGCCCCGCAAAAGACGCAACCAAAAUCCGCCAUUUCAGAGGCGGACUGAAGGCCAGAAGAUGCGGCAUUGUGACAAAAAAAACAAAAAAAAUCCAAAGUCCGCCAAAAGC